Molecule: messenger RNA, 1845 nt
Organism: Solanum dulcamara
Lineage: Eukaryota; Viridiplantae; Streptophyta; Magnoliopsida; Solanales; Solanaceae
Exons: 4
Coding region: 671-1753 (360 amino acids)
Cellular component (GO): cytoplasm
Molecular function (GO): flavin adenine dinucleotide binding; electron-transferring-flavoprotein dehydrogenase activity
Source: RefSeq, a predicted model, not a curated record
CAAAAGAGACAUCAUAAUAACAAUACAAUUCCUAUAUAGUAUAAUGUUUAAAAUAGAAUGUGUAUGUCUACUUGUUCAACUCCAUACAAGUUUAAGUAACUACGUGUGUACACAUCAAAAGUUGGAGGGCAUAGAUAUCAGAUGAGCGGCCAAGUUAAACGACACGUUUAUAUAUUAUGUCAUCUUUUAAUUAAGACAAGAAUUAUCCUUAACAUAUAGAAACUUAUGUGUGACAUUCAAUUAACUCCUAAAAAUAAGCAAGACCUGCCAUGCACAAAACAAAACAAAAAAACCAGAGCUCCCUUUCUCUACUCUUCACCAUUCACAUUUUGUUUUACCUUCAUUAUAAUUAUAACUCUAUUUAUUCAUCUUCUUCCCAAUCCUUCAGCCUCCCCUUUACAACAAAGCAGCUGUGGUUUAUCGACGAUAGCUAUCGCCGAUAACCAAUUUUUCCUUUUAACAGAAACAAGUAAAAGAUCAAUAUUCAUAUGUACAAAAAAAAAACAGGAAAUUUGGUUUGCAAAAUUCACAACUUUUUUUCGAUUUUUUUUUUGAAUGUAUGUAUCUAUGUAGAGACCAUUUUGAACCUUGUUUCUCUGUUUAAGAUUGUAUUUGGAUAUUAGGGUAAUUGUGUUGUUUAGUUUUUUAUGCUGCAUUGUCGAAUUGAGUCAUGGCGGAUUCUGGGGGAGAGAAGAAAAGAGUAGUGGUGAUUGGAGGUGGCGUUGCUGGAUCUCUUAUUGCACGGAGUCUUCAAGAUGAGGCUAAUGUUACCCUCAUUGAUAUGAAGGAGUAUUUUGAGAUUCCUUGGGCUGCCUUAAGGUCAAUGUGUGAUCCUUCAUUUGCAAAACGAGUCGUCUUUAGUCACUCCGAAUACCUUCCCCAUGGAAAUGUCAUUACAUCUGCUGCUGCUAACAUCACGGAUACAGAGGUUGUAACUGUAAAAGGUGACAGAGUUGCGUAUGAUUUUGCUGUUAUAGCUACUGGUCACUCAGAAAAUGGUGCUUACACGAAAGAUGAGAAGUUCGCUCAAUACCAAACAGAUCAUGAAAAGAUUAAAUCUGCCAGCUCUAUAUUAAUAAUCGGGGGAGGACAAACAGGCGUGGAACUGGCUGCUGAAAUUGCUGUGGAUUAUCCCGAUAAGAAGGUAACGAUUGUGCAUAGGGGAUCAAUGUUGUUGGAAUUUAUUGGAGAAAGUGCCAGCAAUAAGGUAGUGCAUUGGCUAAAAUCAAGGAAGGUUGAAAUCAUUUUGGGGCAAUCUGUCGAUGUAAAUUCUGCAAAAGACGGUGUUUACAAAACAUCUGGUGGACAAACUAUAGACGCUGAAUGUCAUUUUAUAUGCAUUGGAAAGCCGAUUGGUUCAGGGUGGCUAAAAGAAACCGUCUUGAAAGGUAGUUUGGAUAUUCAUGGAAGGUUGAUGGUUGAUUCUAAUUUGAAGGUCAAGGGUCGAAGCAAUGUCUUUGGUAUCGGAGAUAUUACUGAUAUCCCUGAAAUUAAACUAGGAUACUUGGCUCAAAGACACGCAGGGAUAGCUGCCAAGAACAUAAGAUUGUUAAUGAAGAAUGCGAACGACAACAACUUGAAUGUAUAUAAACCUGCUUUGUCAUUAUCAUUAAUUGCUCUAGGCAAAAGAGAGGCUGUAGCGCAGUUUUACUGUAUAUCGUGUAUUGGACGCCUUCCAGGGAUGAUCAAAUCAGGAGAUUUAUUUGUCGGGAGGACUCGAAAGCAACUUGGUUUGCUAUCUGAACUUCAAUAAACUUCUGUUUUUCAGGUUUAACAUGUAUUCUUUAGCUAGUUCCCCUGUAAACAUAGUUGUUUAUAAUACAUAUCAUAUUCAGUUAGAUGGAA